AAUCAGCAUUGAUCAGUCGGAGCACACCACGCGAUGGCAAGUCUGCCGUGUCCAAAAUUUAACACUGUGGGCUUCAGGACGGCACUCCUUGGACUACCGCUCACCAUCAUUUUGAGCCUUCAGCAGGCCUUAUGCUGGGCGGGGGCCAGGAGUCCUGUCUUGCGAAGGCGUGUAGCCUUGCCUGCCGCGCUCAUAGAUAUUCCGACUGUGGAGGAGUUAGAUGACAUGUAUCCCGACCUGUAUCGGACGGGUCUGGCAGUCUUGGCGAAGGGGGAGAACUGGGCAGCGGUCUACAACCCCUCGGGUGCCACGGCGCAUUGGCACAAGGAGAUCACAGAACGAGAAGGCUUGACGCUCAUGGGCCGCGCCAAGCGAACCUUCUGGCGGAAGCUGCACCUCCUGGGGCGGCUGGACCGCACGGUGAGCGGGAUCACGUUGCUGGCCUUCGAUGCUGAGACCGCAGAGGCUUUCGAGUCCGUCAACAAGUCAAGGACCUACUAUGCGCUCUGCCGAAAUAGUGGGGAGUUCUUCUUUGACCGAGGCGAGUUUGCGGUCAACCGGCCCUUGAAGGACAAGAGAGCGUUUGGAAAGCCUUGCAGCGACACGAUGAAGGAGAGCCACACUGACGUCCAAGUGCUUUUUGGUAGCAAGGACCCCAACUGCUGUUUGGUCCGUGCCAAGCCGACCACUGGGCGCUACCACCAAAUCCGUCGGCAUCUUCGAAACAUCAGCCUGCCCGUCCUUGGAGACACGUACUGCAAGAAGAAAACUCGGCAGUAUUUUGCCUCCCAUGGUGUGGAGCUUCCUCGCCGGGUUCUUCUUCACUUGUCUAGCCUAUCGGUGCCUGCCACCGCGAAGACCCCGAAGAUCCAUGUCACUUGCCCACUGCCUCCCAACUUCCAAGCCUUGAUUCGUUCCUCGUUUCCUAGUUGGGCAGCUGAGGCAGAAGCUGCAUUGCCGGAGCUCUUCAUGCCACCGCCACCCAACUUGCUAGAUCUGCGAGCGCAAGAGCUUUCGCGUCCUCGGACAAAGUCAGGUCUGUGGAGCCGCUUGAAGGACUGGUUCCGCUGGUGGCCAUUGAGGCGGCAGAGCUCUCAAAGCUUGGCGCGAAGGUUCUGAAGACAUCGUCGCCAUUCGCUGGGCUGGAGCCACACUGAGAGCGCGGUGGAGGGCU
Molecule: messenger RNA, 1174 nt
Organism: Durusdinium trenchii
Lineage: Eukaryota; Dinophyceae; Suessiales; Symbiodiniaceae
Source: the annotation of a GenBank genome assembly